Molecule: messenger RNA, 2763 nt
Organism: Cryptosporidium muris RN66
Lineage: Eukaryota; Apicomplexa; Conoidasida; Eucoccidiorida; Cryptosporidiidae
Product: rRNA (uridine-2'-O-)-methyltransferase 3, putative
Exons: 1
Coding region: 1-2763 (920 amino acids)
Biological process (GO): maturation of LSU-rRNA from tricistronic rRNA transcript (SSU-rRNA, 5.8S rRNA, LSU-rRNA); rRNA methylation; maturation of 5.8S rRNA from tricistronic rRNA transcript (SSU-rRNA, 5.8S rRNA, LSU-rRNA)
Cellular component (GO): nucleolus; nucleus; preribosome, large subunit precursor
Molecular function (GO): rRNA (uridine-2'-O-ribose)-methyltransferase activity; rRNA (guanine) methyltransferase activity
Source: RefSeq, a predicted model, not a curated record
AUGGGACGUAAAGUAAGGACUGGUAAGGAUCGAUUAGAUCGUUAUUACCAUUUAGCUAAGGAACAAGGAUACCGUGCUAGAUCAGCUUUUAAACUAAUCCAGUUAGCCCAAAAAUAUGACAUAUUUAAAAAUUGUCAAGUUCUAGUUGACUUAUGUGCAGCUCCUGGUGGCUGGCUACAAGUAGCUAAACGUCAUAUGGGUGUAUCAAGUAAGAUUAUUGGAGUAGAUUUAGUAUCUAUAAAAUCAAUACCUGGAGUAACAACAUUUAAAUGUGAUAUUACAACUGAACAAUGUAAAAAGUUGAUUUUGAAUAAUUUAGAAGGUUUAUCAGUAGAUGUAGUGUUACAUGAUGGAGCUCCAAAUGUAGGUACAUCAUGGAAUAGAGAUGCAUAUAUACAAAACGAACUAGUAGUACAUUCUACUAAAUUAGCUUGUGAUAUAUUACGACCAGGAGGUAUAUUUAUAACAAAAAUAUUUCGUUCAAGUGAUUAUAAUUCAUUAAUAUGGGUUCUUAACCAACUAUUUAAGACAGUAAGAGCAACAAAACCACAAUCAUCUCGUAAUGUAUCAGCUGAAAUAUUUCUAGUUUGUCUAGAUUAUAAAGCUCCUCAUAAAAUUGACUCAAAAUUUUUUGAUCCAAAAUUUAUAUUUACAAAUUCAAAUGAUAUAAAUGAAUCUCAAGAGUUAAGAUUAGCUGAAGUACAAACAAAGAAAGUGAAACCAGGAUUAUCAGAAUUAAUGAAAAGUAUUGGAAAAAGGAAUAGAGAUGGUUAUGAAGAAGAUGAUUUUCGUAUUAUAAGCUUAUUUGAUUUUUUCUAUUCUGAGAAUCCUGCUCAGAUUUUAUUAAAAUCUCAGAAGAUUCGUCUUUCACCUAUAGAUAAUGAUAAUACAGAAAAGAGAGAAUUUAUAAAAUUAGUACUAAAUAACAAACGUACCAAUGAAGAAAUAAAAAUAUUAUGCGAUGAUUUAAAAGUAUUAGGAAAAAAUGAACUUAUGCAACUACUUAAAUGGAGAUUUUUAGUACUAAAGGAAAUUGGAUUAUAUAGAGUAGAUAAUUUCAACAAAGAUAUAAUUAGUGAAAUUGAAAAUAAUGAAGUUAAUGAAGAUGAAAAUAAUCAAAUUGAUGAUGAAAAUAAUAAUGAUAUAAAAGAUAGCAAUUUAUUUAAUUUAACGGAAGAUUCGGAAGAUAUAGAUAAUGAAUUGAAUAGAGUACUGGAAAUUCAAAGGAAACGUAAAAAAAUUCUUGAGAAGAAAAAAAAAGCUUUAUUAAAGAAGCAGGAAUGGCGUUUAUCUUUAUCAAAAGGAGGAUUUGAUGUAACUGGAGAUGAACCUGACUUAUUUCACUAUACACCCAAAGUAGCAGAUAUCUUAGAACAGGAAAGUCAACUAGUAGAUCCAGAAACUUAUUUUCCUGAUUCAGAUUUUGGACAUAAUGUAAAUGAAAAUUUAUUAGGUAUAGAUAUGGUAUUAGAUACAAAUGAAGAUUCAAACUAUUCAAAAAGAGAUAUAUCAUAUGAAGUACAAACUAUAAAUGAAUCUGAAAAUAGUGAAGAGGAAUAUAUUGAUCAUCAUAUGAAAUUAGAUAUUGAUUUGGAAGUUCAAGAUAUAAUUAGAAAGGCAAGUAAAAAUAAGAAUGAAAAUAUUAAAGAUCACAAGAAAGGUGUAAAAGAAACUCGUCGUAAAAAAGUUAUUUCAGACUGGUGCAAAGAAAUAAAUGAAUUUAGUAAUCAAUUAGAUAUAGAAAAUGAGAAAAUUCUAGCUGAAAAGGUUGUAAGUCAAAUGCAGGAUGAUAAUGAAGAAUCUAAUGAUGAAGAAAAUGAAGUUUAUAAUAUCGAAAAAAUUACUGAAAAUGAUAAUAAAUCAAUGAUGUGGUUUUCAAAUCCUCUAUUUGAUGAUAUAUUAAAUAAUAAGAAUACACCAGAAUUAGAAAAUACUUUAAUAAACAAAUUAGAUAACAAUAAAAAUGAUAAUAAAUCUAUAUUAAUAAAAGAAUUAAAUGAAGAUGAAAUUCCUCAAAUACCAUUAAAUGAAAAGAAAAGGAAAAAAUUAGAAAAGCAAAAAAAAGAAAUUAAAUCUGAAAUUAAGGAUAAAACCGAAAUUGAAUUUAUUAAUCCAUCUCCUACUAUUAAAUGUCCAACUAGUGAAAAGGAAUUAGAGAAAGUACAAGCUAUUGGAUCUUUACUAGUUAAUAAAUCAACUAGAAUGGAUCUUAUUGAUGGGAGUUAUAAUCGUUAUUCUUUUCAUGAUCCUAUAGAAGAUGGAAAAACUUUAGGUUUACCUUCUUGGUUUGUGGAAGAUGAGAUGAAACAUAAUAAACCUGAAUUACCAGUUACUAAAGAGCUUAUGGCUCAAUAUAAAGCAAAAAUUCGAGAAAUAAGUAGAAGAACAAUUCGUAAAGAAGUAGAAGCUCUAUAUAGAAAGAAGAGAAGGCAAGAAAAACUUUUGCAAAAAGCAAGACAAAAAGCUUUGGCUAUUGCUGAAUCAGAAGAAAUGAAUGAAACAUCAAAAUCUAAAGUAAUUCAAAAUCUAAUGAAGAGGGCAAAAAGUAUAGCUAAUUCAAAACGAUCUACUGUUUAUACAGUUACAAGAAGGCAUGGAAUUACAAAAGAAGUUAAUAAUAAAAAGGGUAAGAAUAUUAAAGGAUAUAUGAAGAAUGUAAAAACAAAAUUUGUUGAUAAAAGACUUAAGAAAGAUAAAAGAGCAACAAAACGUAUUGAAAAAAAUAGAAACAAGAAAAGUAAAAGAAAUAGAAAAAAAUUUUAA